AUGCGAGCUAAUCGUGGCCCUCUUCUCUUCAGCGCUGCCAUGGCAAGUGGCGCUGCAGCCCUCGUCAGCCCUGAUGGAAUAGGUCGUCUACCUGCACUAGGCUGGAGCUCGUGGAACGAGUACGGUUGUGAUAUCAACGAGACCGUGCUUUUGCGUGUCUCAGAGCUAGUUGUCGACCUCGGCCUUCAGGAGGUUGGGUAUGAGUACAUCAACAUUGAUGACUGCUGGAGCGACAAGGAGAAGCGUCGUGACAACUCGACGGGCCGUAUCCUCGUGGACAAGGUCAAAUUCCCCAACGGCAUAAACGGACUAGCGGAAGAAAUUCACGCCAAGGGAUUAAAGCUGGGCAUCUACUCUGAUGCUGGCACACUUACUUGCGGUGGCUACGAAGGUUCGCUCGGCCAUGAAGAAGUCGACGCCGCCACAUUUGCCGAUUGGGGCAUCGACUAUCUUAAGUAUGAUAACUGCAAUGUCCCCGAGGAGUGGACCGACGAAUACAUCUACUACCCGGAAGAUCCCAACAACGUCAUCCCACCCCCUGGCUAUAGCUACGGCGACUCCAAGACGGCCGUCCGCUACAAUCGGAUGCGUGACGCCCUGCUUCACCAGAACCGCACCAUCCAGUACUCCCUCUGCGCCUGGGGCCACGCCCGCGUUGAGCAGUGGGGUAAUGGAACGGGCCACUCAUGGCGCAUGUUUGGCGAUAUCUUACCCGAGUGGGCGGGCAAGUACGAUUACAGCUGGGGUGUUUUACCUAUAUUGAACCAGGCAGCGCGUCACUGGAACGAUACCGGCUUCUGGGGUCACAAUGACUGGGAUAUGCUCGAGGUUGGCAACGGAAACCUAACGUACGAGGAGAGCAGGAGUCACUUUGCGCUGUGGGCUGCGCUCAAGAGCCCCCUCAUCAUCGGUACCAAGCUCGAGGGUGUUAAGCCUGAGAUACUCGAGAUUCUCAAGAACAGAGAGCUCAUUGACUUCAACCAGGACAAGGUCUACUCGGAUUCAGUCCGUCCUUACGGUCUCAACGGGCCUGUGCCCAUCACUACGCCAGAUAUCGUGCACCCGCCCAACAAGUACGUUGGCGCCUCGGUCAAAGGUCUACACGUCUUUCUCCUCAACACCGAAGAUCAAGAACGCGAGUUCGUUGUAGACUUCAAAGAAGUUCCUGGACUGAGGUCCUCGCGGCACGUAAAUUUCUUGGUACAUGACAUGUGGACGGGUGAGGAUAUUGGCAAGGCGGAGAAGAAGAUCAAGAUCAAGAUUUCGGCGCACGACACUGCUGCGCUUAGAUUCACGACUAUUCACGGCCAGCACCCCAACCCCAACUGGACUCCUUCAUUGGGAUGA
Messenger RNA from Clonostachys rhizophaga, 1347 nucleotides. Lineage: Eukaryota; Fungi; Ascomycota; Sordariomycetes; Hypocreales; Bionectriaceae. The record is from the annotation of a GenBank genome assembly.